This is a messenger RNA of Trichoderma asperellum CBS 433.97, 1819 nucleotides long. RefSeq lists its product as uncharacterized. Gene Ontology annotation, cellular component: plasma membrane. The record is from RefSeq and is a predicted model, not a curated record. Lineage: Eukaryota; Fungi; Ascomycota; Sordariomycetes; Hypocreales; Hypocreaceae. Gene Ontology annotation, molecular function: transmembrane transporter activity. Gene Ontology annotation, biological process: transmembrane transport.
AUGUCUCAACCCACCUCAGAGGAUGAAAAGCCACCAACCGCCACUACAGAGACAAGCGUUGUAAAGAUGGAGACGCAUGAGUAUCCAUCCAAUCAGAUGCGAAUAGUCAUCAUGGGGUCGCUUUACUUGGCAAUCUUCUUGGUUACUCUGGAUUCCAACAUCAUUUCGACCGCUAUUCCCCGAAUUACAGACGAGUUCCAUUCUCUUAACGACGUAGGAUGGUAUGGCUCGGCAUAUUUACUUACCCAGUGCAGCUUCCAGCUCCUUAUGGGAAAAGUCUACAAAUACUAUCCUACAAAGCCACUGUUACUAGGCGGAAUUGUCCUCUUUGAAGUUGGUUCAGCCGUCUGUGGUGCAGCUCCCAGUUCAAAAGCAUUCAUUGUCGGCCGUGCAGUCGCAGGCCUGGGAGCUUCUGGCAUGUUUUCUGGUAUCAUGGUCGUCUUGUUCCAUACAAUUCCGCUGCAACAGAGACCAAUCUACCAAGGACUGUUCGGAGCUGUAUUUGCGAUUGCCUCUGUUGUUGGACCCGUGGUUGGAGGUACUUUCACCGACAAGGUAACUUGGAGAUGGUGCUUCUAUAUCAACCUGCCCAUAGGUGCGGUGUCACUUAUUGUCACUACUCUGAUCCUCCAUAUGCCGAAUCAGAAGCUUGAACCUCAAGCGAAAACAUUUCUCGGCAAAGUGCAGCAACUCGACCCGAUUGGCAACUUGGCUUUCUUCCCCGGCAUUAUCUGCUUGAUCCUGGCUCUGCAGUGGGGUGGCACUAAGUACGCUUGGGAUAAUGGCCGCAUCAUUGCCCUUUUCAUCAUCUGCGGAGUCUUUGUUUUGAUAUUCAUCGGUAUCCAAAUAUGGAAAGGAGAGGCUGCAACGGUCCCUCCUCGUAUCGUCAAGCAGCGCAGUAUCGCAGCCUCCCUCUGGUUCGGUUUCUGGAAUGGCGCCAGCAUGAUGAUAGUCACGUAUUAUCUUCCCAUCUGGUUUCAGGCAAUCAAGGGCGUCGACGCUAUUAAUUCUGGGCUCAUGUUGCUCCCCACCAUUCUUUCCGUGGUUGUUUCCUCGAUGUCAUCUGGCAUUGUCAUUUCGAAAAUAGGCUACUAUACCCCGUUUUUCAUUAUUAGCUCAGUCAUGAUGCCGAUUGGGGGAGGACUCUUAUCGACGCUUACCCCUGAAACUGGCCACUCCAAAUGGAUUGGCUAUCAGAUCAUCUUUGGGUUUGGGCUUGGAUUUGGCUCACAGCAACCCCUGAACGUUAUUCAGACUGUUCUAGACAGACCGGAUAUAGCGGUCGGGUCCGCGCUUGUCAUGUUUAUUCGUUUCUUGGGCUCGUCCAUCUUCUUACCAGUAGCACAAAACAUCUUCCUCAGCCACCUGGUUUCGAAGGUCGCCUCUAAUAUUCCAAAUAUUGACCCUAGCGAAGUGGCUAACGCGGGCGCCACGGACCUUAAGACUUUGGUUGCAGCGGGUGAUCUGAAGACGCUUCUUUCCGACUAUAACGACGCAAUUAUGGUUGUUUUCUAUUUGGUUGCUGGAACAUCUGCGGCAACUGUCUUUGGAAGCGCCUUAGUGGAAUGGCGCAGCUUGAAGGCUCGCGCCAAGAGUGACCAGGCGGGAGCGAACCCAGUCCAGGCGGACCCAGACGCCAAGCAAGAGGCUGUGGCAGAGCCGUAAACCAGGAUAAGUUUACGAAAAUGCUAGAUUCGAACUAUCAUUCAUUGACCAUAACUUUGGUUCAAUCGAGGCAACAACAGCGAGGAUGCAAUAUAGAUUGAACACGCAUAUAGACGAGAUACGCGAGAUAGCAUACUAUUCAUGUAUAUACUAG